Paraphaeosphaeria sporulosa is the source of this 2692-nucleotide messenger RNA. Its product is annotated as metallopeptidase MepB. The transcript has 3 exons. The record is from RefSeq and is a predicted model, not a curated record. Gene Ontology annotation, biological process: proteolysis; peptide metabolic process. Bases 357 to 2513 code for a protein of 718 amino acids. Gene Ontology annotation, cellular component: mitochondrial intermembrane space. Gene Ontology annotation, molecular function: metalloendopeptidase activity. Lineage: Eukaryota; Fungi; Ascomycota; Dothideomycetes; Pleosporales; Didymosphaeriaceae.
CCCGCUCGGCCUCACAGCAUCCAGCCCCAAGCGCCGACGUGCAUCCUGCAUCCCUCGCUCUGUGAUCUAUCUUCACUAUCUUUACUCGAGCGCAUAGCAUCUUUCGCUUCUUCGCCUCCAUUAUUUUGUACAGCAGAACUACCCCCUUCAUGUUGUGACGCUCAGCUAACUCCACAACCGUGGCUUCCUCACGCUUCUCCCGCCUGUUCCUGGUCGCGGUCGCCCUCUUCAUCUCCUUCUCCGCAAUCCUGGCGACUCUCCGCUUCGGCGUCCGCGCACCCUCCAUCCUCAACUACCUCCGCCCCGCCAGGAACCCGUUCCAGGUGCAGUCGCAGCGCCCGCUUAUGAACAGCAGCAUGGCGCCCGCCAUGUACAAGAAGCCCCCGCAGUUGCCGCCCAGGUUCACGGCGACGCCCGACAGCCUGGUCUCGGACACAAAGAAGCUGAUUGACAGGUCGCGUAACAUCCAAGAUGCCAUCGUCAAGGACGUGACGGCCGCGAGCGCCAAUUUCAAGAACGUCCUCCUUCCCGUCGCGCUCGACGACAACAAGAUGGCCAUCGAGUCGCACAUCAUCGGCUUCUACCAGGCCGUGUCCACGGACAAGGCCCUCCGCGAUGCGUCGACCGAGGCGGAGAAGCUGCUGGACGACUUCAGCAUCGAGUCCAGCAUGCGCGAGGACGUCUUCAAGCUCGUCGAUGCUGUCCUCAAGAAGAAGGAGUCUUUGGAUGCGGAAUCGCAGCGUCUGCUCGAGAAGGACCACAAGUCGUACAUCCGUAACGGUCUCAACCUGGACGCGGGCGCGCAGCGCGAUCGCUUCAAGGAGAUCAAGCAGAGGCUGAGCGCCAUCAGCAUCGAGUUCCAGAAGAAUCUCAAUGAGGAACAGGGUGGCAUCUGGUUCACGAGGGAAGAGCUGGACGGUGUGCCUGAGGAUGUCGUGGACGGGUUGAAGGUCGGCGAGGGCGAGAACAAGGGCAAGCUCUGGCUGACGUUCAAAUACCCGGAUUUGUUCCCUACCUUGAAGUACGCGACAAAUGCCGAGACCCGCAAGCGCGUCUUUGUUGAAAACGAGAACAAGUGCAACGAUAACGUGCCUUUGUUCCGUGAGGCUAUCCUCCUCCGAGACGAAGCCGCCCGCCUUCUUGGAUACAGCAACCAUGCCGAAUUCCGGAUAGAGGAUAAGAUGGCCAAGACACCCAAGACUGUCAACGACUUCUUGGGAGAUCUACGCACGCGUCUUGCGCCCGGCGGCCAGACGGAGAUCAAGAAGCUGUUGGAGCUCAAGCAGGAGGAUCUCAAGACUAGGAGUCUUGGCGAUGAUAACUCCAAGUACUUCCUAUGGGAUCACCGCUACUACGACCGUUUGAUGCUCGAGCGUGAUUUCCAGCUCGACCAGCAAAUCAUUGCCGAGUACUUCCCACUCCAGACCACCAUUCAGGGCAUGCUGAAGAUCUUUGAGGAGCUCUUUGGUCUGGCUUUUGUAGAGAUCACUGGCGAGGACCGCACCGCACUGGCCGAUGGAGGCAAGGGCUCAGACAUUGUCUGGCACGAGGACGUCCAGGUCUUCAGCGUGUGGGACGAUGAAGGCGAAGGCGCUGGAUUCGUUGGUUACCUGUACUUGGAUCUCUUCCCACGAGACGGCAAGUAUGGCCACGCAGCCAACUUCAACCUUCAGCCCGGGUACAUUGACGAGAACGGCAAGCGCCGCUACCCUGCCACGGCGCUGGUGUGCAACUUCUCCAAGCCGACCCCGAAGAAGCCGUCGCUGCUCAAGCACGAUGAAGUCGUUACCCUUUUCCACGAGCUUGGUCACGGCAUUCACGACCUUGUCUCGAAGACCACUUAUUCGCGCUUCCACGGCACCAACACGGUUCGCGACUUUGUAGAGGCACCUAGCCAGAUGUUGGAGAAUUGGUGCUGGACCCCCUCUCAACUGCGGUCACUCUCACACCACUACUCACACCUCUCCCCCGAGUACGAGGCUGCGUACAAGGAGGCAUCAGGCGCAGACAAGAAGCCUGCUGAGCAGAUCCCCAAUUCGCUCAUUGCGAACCUGAUCAGCACCAAGCAUGUCAACGAUGCACUGUUCAACUUGAGGCAGCUUCACUUUGGCAUGUUCGACAUGACUGUCCACGAGCCCAAGAGUCACGAGGACAUUGAGAAACUGGAUAUCACGAGUACCUACAAUCAGCUCAGGCACGAUAUUUCGCAGCUUGAUGGACCUGAGGCUAUUAGCGGCGACUGGAAGUGGGGUAAUGGACAGGCUACAUUCGGUCACUUGAUUGGCGGUUAUGAUGCCGGUUACUACGGCUACCUUUCGUCUCAGGUGUAUUCCACGGACAUGUUCUACUCGGUCUUUAAGGAGGACCCGAUGAACGGCAAGGAAGGUCGAAGGUAUCGACAUACAGUCCUCGAGCGGGGUGGCAGUAAAGAGGAGAUGGACAUCCUGGAGGAGUUCUUGGGGCGCAAACCAAGCACUGAAGCGUUCUACAAGGAGCUUGGCAUCUCGAAAUAGAUGGGUAGAGUAGAGACGAUGACGCGAUGAUAUACCACCCUGGCUUGCACUGAGGCAGACAGGUCAUCGAAGGUUGUAACCGAGUUCGUUCUCGAUUUGCAAUGACGAAGGGAGCGACUGGUUGAUUCCCAGGUCGUAGAUGAAAUGUAACGUGCGAAUAAUACCUACGUGUUGUCAAC